Messenger RNA from Scatophagus argus, 1373 nucleotides. Its product is annotated as syncoilin-like. The record is from RefSeq and is a predicted model, not a curated record. Bases 116 to 1186 code for a protein of 356 amino acids. NCBI's taxonomy places the organism in Eukaryota, Metazoa, Chordata, Actinopteri, Scatophagidae. Gene Ontology annotation, cellular component: intermediate filament. The transcript has 5 exons.
ACACAAAGUGUGCCUCUGUUUUUCUAGAGACAGACACAGUGCAGAGCUGUCCUUAAAGCCAAAAGCAAACCGUGUUCACAGUUGUUCAGGACUGUCAUUUCCGAACAAGCUUAUCAUGGACAAUCAAACAUCAACAGAGAAUGGAAAAGACACGGAAUCUACUGAGGACCCACACAGAGAAUAUAGUUUUGUUGAGGAUAUCACAGGUGACAGCCAUGCUGCCUCUGCAACUGAGACAGUCAUUCCUCUAAAUGAGUGUGCACCACAUCCUGUCAUACAAAUGGACCAGGCGGUUAUGGACAGGUUGGGACAACUUUUCAAUCACUGCAUCCAGCACGUGUCCCAUCUGGAGAUGCAGAGGGACGAGCUGAUACAAGAGCUCCUCCGUUUGCAGGAACCCCUGCUGCGAGUGGUGGAGCUCCUGAGAGGGAAGCUGGUGAAGACACAGAGGCUGCUCACUCUGGCUCAGCUUGAUUAUAUUGCUGUUCGUGAAGAAGUGCAGCAGGUGAAAAGGAAAAUAUUUGCCACAGCCAGAGACUGCAUCCAGAGCCAGGUGACACUGGCUGCACACGAGUACGAGGUGGCUCAGUCUGCUGUUACUCAGGAGGAGCUCAAGGUCUACAUCCAAACUCUGACCCAGGAGUUGUCCCAGCUCCAGGAGGCCCACCAGAACCAGCUAAACUCCCUGCGGGACCAGGCCACUAAGCCCUGCAGGCCCAGGGCCAUGAGUGAUGUCAGUCAGUGUCGCCAGUCUUCUGUGAGGCUGCAGCGGCGGCUCAGCGGCAGCGUGAGGGCACUGGAGGACUGGUACGAGCCACGGCUCAUGGCCCUGCUGAAGAGAAGGCAGAUGGGGGAGGAUGCCCUGAGAAAGAGCAGGGAGCAGGUGAUGGACCUGAGGGCCAGCCAGGGGCCCCUGAGAGAGGACAUAGACAGACUACAGAUGCAGAGAGCCUGCCUGGAGCAGAGGAUCAGUCUGAUGGAGAGGGAGAGGGAGGAGAGCAUCACACAACAUAAGGAGACGGUGAAGACAUUAGAAGACACUUUGAGAGAACUACAAGUGGAAUUUGAGGUUCAAAAGAAAUCUAAGAAAGAUUUGGAAGACCACACAGGUGACCUUUUAAAAGAACUGACAUCUCUGAGAUGCUGUAGUGAACCUGGUGAAACCAGUGCAGAAGGGGAUCCCUGAUUUUGUUUCCUGUUGAUAUUUGUUAAGCCCAUUAUCCACACCAGACCAAACCACUGCAUCACAUUUACAUUUUAGCAAAUAAUUCAAACAGUAAUUAUUUGCUUCUACUGAUUCAUUUACUUUCCAAUCAUAUUUUACAAAACAAAUUACUCACACAUACAGUUAAAUAUCUAGGAAGUUGCACCAA